UUGAACCCAUGGAUAGAGUUCACAAAAGAUGAAUCAACAAUUAUAUCAUUGAAUGAUGAUGAGAACAUCAAGCGCCACUCUGCAUACAAUUCCAAAAGGACCCACAAUGCAUCUGCCAUAUAUGGAAUCAAUAAGUUCUCUGAUCUCUCUCAAGAAGAAUUUAGAAAACUGUAUUUACUGGAUUCAAGAUUGUUGUACUCAGCCGUCACUUGUGAUUGUCCACCAGCUGCUCCAUCUAUAAACCCCCCUACAACAUCGUACCCUCUCAAGUUUGAUUGGAGAGACAAGAAAGUUGUGACCCCAGUUAAGAAUCAAAAGGCAUGUGGAGCUUGUUGGGCAUUCAGUGUUGUUGAAACAGUGGAAAGCAUGGUUGGAAUAAAAUACAAUUCAACCCCUGGACUAAGCGUACAACAGGUGAUAGACUGUGCAGGAGGGCCAAAUCAGGGGUGUAAUGGAGGGGACACUUGUAAUGCAAUAGAUUGGAUGAAAACGUCAAGGACAGCCCUGGUGAAAGAAGAACUCUACCCACUGACUGACAGCUCUGAUGCAUGUAAGAUGUUUCCAUCAGGGCAGAAGGGUGCCAGAGUCAAGGAUUUCCAGUGUUACGGAUUUACGAACAGUUUGACUUAUCCAGAGAGGGAGGAAGAGCUUUGGAAGUGGCUGUAUCAUUAUGGUCCACUGUCUAUAUCUGUAGAUGCCACAACUUGGAACGAUUACCUGGGUGGCAUUAUCCAGUACCAUUGUGAGGCCUGGAACAACCACGCAGUACAAAUUAUAGGAUAUGAUAGAUCAGGUCCAAUUCCUUACUACAUCGCUAGAAACUCAUGGGGGACAGACUGGGGAAUUGAUGGAUACCUGCACAUAAAGAUUGGCAAGAAUGUCUGUGGAGUGGCAAAUAGAGUGUCCAGGAUUAUUACAUAUUAACUAUAUCAACAACCUCAAAAUCAGCAAUAGAACAUUAAAAUCAGCAAUAGAACCUCAAAAUCAGCAAAAGAACCUCCAGAUCAGCAAUAGAACCUCAAAAUCGGCAACACAAUAUCAAAUCAGCAAUAGAACCUCAAAAUCAGAAAAACAUGUCAAAAUCAACAAUAGAACCUUAAAAUCAGUAAAACAAAAUCAAAAUCAGUAAAACAACCUUAAAAUCAGCAAAACAACCUUAAAAUCAGCUGACUUGUGAUGCAGCGUGAAUAAGAUUUAUAUUUCACGAUUAAUACACAUAUAACACAGUGUGUGUGAUAUAACAUUGAUGGAAUUCACAUUAAUGUAAAAAUAUGAUAUUUUAUGUCAAAUCUACAGAGAUUUGCCAUGAUGUAUGUAUCCUUAAUUGAUGAAUUGCAUAUUUGUAAUUUGCAGUAUUUAAAAUCAUGAAUCACAAACAGAUAUACAGGGUGUCCUUUAAGUCUCCUAAUAAUUACAAUACAAAGUCUGUG
Molecule: messenger RNA, 1430 nt
Organism: Owenia fusiformis
Lineage: Eukaryota; Metazoa; Annelida; Polychaeta; Sabellida; Oweniidae
Source: the annotation of a GenBank genome assembly